This is a messenger RNA of Marasmius oreades (fairy-ring Marasmius), 2049 nucleotides long. RefSeq lists its product as uncharacterized. NCBI's taxonomy places the organism in Eukaryota, Fungi, Basidiomycota, Agaricomycetes, Agaricales, Marasmiaceae. The transcript is spliced from 5 exons. Gene Ontology annotation, biological process: phosphatidylinositol dephosphorylation; phosphatidylinositol 3-kinase/protein kinase B signal transduction; cell motility. The coding region runs from base 61 to 1326 and encodes 421 amino acids. The record is from RefSeq and is a predicted model, not a curated record. Gene Ontology annotation, cellular component: cytosol; nucleus; plasma membrane. Gene Ontology annotation, molecular function: protein tyrosine phosphatase activity; phosphatidylinositol-3,4,5-trisphosphate 3-phosphatase activity.
GCGAGUACUUAUACUGGCUUGACGUCAUGCACCCACUACUUCACUCCUCAGACUCUACUCAUGACUGACUACGUUCGUCGACUGGUAUCCGGAAAGAAAGCUCGUUUUAAGGACCACAAACUCGAUGUAGAAUUAGACCUCGUGUAUCUGACAGACCAAGUCAUUAUUAUGGGAUACCCAGCCUCUGGAGUUGAAGGUCUCUACAGAAAUCGACGUGAAGACGUCAAAAAGUUUUUGGAUCAUAGGCACGGAAAAAAUUAUUGGAUUUUCAACUUUUGCCCUAUCAAGGAAAACUCUUACGACUCUCAAUACUUUGAGGGAAGAGUCAGUCGAUAUCCUUUUCCAGACCACCAUGCUCCACCACUCGCUUUGAUGCCUCUGGUUGCUCGCGAAAUGCGGAGCUGGUUGGAUGGUUCAUCGGAAAGAGUUGCAGUUCUACACUGCAAAGCUGGCAAAGGACGCUCGGGAACAAUGGCGUGCGCCUAUCUGCUCUCCUUAAACUCGAAUCCCGCCAUUCCUCUCGAAAAAAGCUACAGUACGAAGGAAUGGGCCGCUAAGCGUGCCGACGACGCUAUGGACAUCAUUCCGCCUGACGACGACCGUCAUUCCACUGAGAGUUCGAUCACAGACCAGACCACGGUAGAGUCUCCAGUCCAAGCAGACUCCUCACCCCAAUCCAACACCACUCCAAAUCAUUCUCCUAUGGCUCUUAAACACGUCUUGGACCUACAUACCUCUCGCCGCAUGAAACAGCCUUUGACAUCCGAUAAAAAAGUCAAACAAGGUGUAAGCAUCCCAAGUCAAAGACGGUAUUUGUACUACUGGUCUCUUAUUCUCUCACACCAAGCACCUACGCAUCUAUGGUCAAACGACCCGCUCAUGCCCUCGGCCCCGCCAACGAGCACACCCAAAGUUCGUUUGGCAGAGAUCAAGUUGCGUACGAAAGAGUCUGGAGGGAUGACUUUCAACCUUGUUCGUGCUGCUAACGCCAUCCUCGAUCGCGGAAGUACCAGUAAAGGUUCGAGUCAGGUUUGGGUGUCCCUGGCACGAUACGACGAUGACUUGAUCGAGUUGCUUGAGAAAUGGGAACGGUACACUAGGGACGAAGCGAACGUUGGCAGGCGGCGGCCUGGAACUCGGGAUUUCGGAAGCGAAACUCUAAACGACAUCUUCGAAGGAGGGAAAUGGGAUAAAAGCAAGAUGGUUAGGAGUUUUGCUAGACUGGGAUGUUCCGAUGACAACGAUAUAACCAAAUCGGACAAUGGAAAGGUUAUCAUCGAUGCCUCCCUCUUUUCGAAAAUUUUUUUUUUCACUUACCACCGAUAAUCAACCUCUAGGAUGGCAAGAUCAUUACAUAUACCUUAACCCCACUCAGCGACAAGAGGUGGAAGAACAUUCAAGGACAACUCGAGUCCACAAAGGCCGGCGAAGCUGUCAUUGAUCCAGAGGAAUUCAAUAUUCCCGCUUCCGAAGGCAACUCUAUGUACGACCUCACACAGGCCGUUAAGGGAAACAGAGGAGUGGUCCUCGACGCCGCGAGGGAAGUCAGAGUUAAACUUUACAUGGGUCAGGUUUUCAUGGGAUGGGCUUGGUUCAUACCUACAUUCCAUAUGCCUCAACCUCCCCCCAAUGGUGAUCCUCAAGCUUCAGAGUCGCCCAUCCAAACAACGUUCAAGCUGACCCGGAAAGAACUCGAUUUUCCUCUCGGGAUCGGCAGCUCGAUUUUAGAUGUAGAGAUCUCUUUAGAGUGGUUGAAAAAAGCCGAAACUGAAACGGAAGGUGUUCAACCGUUGAAAACACCCGAGGAAGAAAAGGAACAAGAUUCUUCAGAACCAACAGGUUUGGCAGCUGCAGCUCAGAUGGUUGCCACUCCAGGGGUUGGCGUUGGGGAUGUUGUUGAGGCCAAGCAGGCUGGUAAGGAUUGAAUGCUGAACAUUUGAAUGCUGUGUGCUUAUAUGUAGUGGUUCACGUCGCGGAACAUCUUUGUGUAAUGUGGAAAAUAAAUCAAAACACGCAUGUAAUUUUCUUCGUUCCUGAAUUAUACUGUAG